Molecule: messenger RNA, 1692 nt
Organism: Botrytis deweyae
Lineage: Eukaryota; Fungi; Ascomycota; Leotiomycetes; Helotiales; Sclerotiniaceae
Exons: 3
Coding region: 1-1692 (563 amino acids)
Source: RefSeq, a predicted model, not a curated record
AUGGUUUUCCUACUUGAUUAUUUCCAACACAGGAGGGAUUGUCAAUUCAAACAAGCAGAACGAACUCAACGAAUACAAAGCCUCACGAGUUAUCAUGGAGCAUUUACCAAUCCAGAAAGACAAGUUCUCUCGAAACCCAUUGAGGAACUAGUCAAAGAUGUUCACAAUCAAGCUGUCCAACCAAUUGAUAUCCUUCGAGCAUACGGAAAAGCUGCAAUCAAAGCUCAUGAGAAAACAAACUGUGUAACGGAAGUUAUGAUUGACGCUGCUGAAGGUUGGACUACAGAUGGAAGUAUUAAUUUCAAGGGACCAUUAGCAGGUAUCCCUAUAAGUCUAAAGGAUUCAAUUGUAGUUGGUGGUUUCGAUACAACCGUAGGAUACAGUAGCAAUGUUGGUAACAAGGUAGAGAAGGAUGGAACCAUGGUGAGAAUAUUGAAAGAUGCUGGAGCCAUUCCAUAUGUCAAGACAAAUCUUCCCAUUACGUUACUAAGUUUCGAAUCAACAAACGAUCUCUGGGGACGAUGCACAAAUCCUCAUAAUGACAAAUACUCGCCAGGUGGAUCUACCGGUGGUGAAUCUGCUUUAUUAGCAGCUGGUGGUGGAAGAAUUGGAAUUGGUUCAGAUGUUGCUGGAUCAGUUAGAGUUCCAGCGCAUUUCUCGGGAAUCUAUAGUUUGAGGUGCUCAACUGGAAGAUGGCCGAAGAAUGGUAUGUGCACAAGUAUGCCAGGUCAAGAAGGUAUUCCUAGUGUGUUUAGUCCCAUGACAAGAACCUUGGAAGAUCUCUCAUAUUUCACAAAGUCUAUGAUUGGUAUGCAGCCAUGGAAGUAUGAUCAUAGUGUCCACCCUAUUCCAUGGAGAAAGGAAGCAUGGAAGGAUUUCAGCGAAAAGAAGAAGUUUAGAGUUGGUGUACUAAGAACUGAUGGUGUUGUGGAUCCAAGUCCCGCUUGUAUGAGAGCUGUGGAUGAAGUAGUGGCUGUACUGGAAGAAGAUGGCCACGAAGUCUAUGAUGUUAAUCCACCAUCUCCAUACGAAGCACUUUAUCUUGGCUCACAACUUCUCAACGCUGAUGGUUGCAAGACAUUCAAAUCAUUCUUCAGAACUGGCGAAUGGGAAGAUCCCGGAGCAAAAGCAAUGAGCUUUCUUAUGUCAUUACCAAGUCCAUUCAAGUGGAUGUAUUGGGCCUGGGUCAAAUACGUUAGAGGAGAUGAUACUUGGGCUGGAUUGGUCAAGGAAUGGCAUGAGAAAUCUGCUUAUGAGCAAUGGAAACUCGUCGCCAAAAGAGAAGCUUACAAAGCUAAAUUCCAUGCUUGGUGGGAAGAAGAAGUGAAACUCGACUUCAUGAUCACUCCACCAAAUGCCACACCAGCGGUGCCUCACGACGGAAUGAAAGAUGCAGUCAGCAGUUGUGGUUACACUUUCUUAUUCAACUUGCUCGACUACACUGCAGGCAUCAUGCCUAUUACCCAUGUUGAUAAAGAACUCGAUCAACUCCCAUCCAAUUUUUCCCUUAAAUCUCUGAAUGGUGUCGCAUACGGUGCUUAUAAGCAUUACGACGCAAACGCUAUGCAUGGACUUCCGGUAGCGAUACAAGUAGUGGGUCAAAGAUUGGAAGAGGAAAAGGUUCUUGCUAUUAUGCAUAGGAUUGAAGAUUUAUUGGAUGAGGAUAAAUACAAACUUUUGGAAAUCGAUUAA